Molecule: messenger RNA, 2487 nt
Organism: Mus caroli (Ryukyu mouse)
Lineage: Eukaryota; Metazoa; Chordata; Mammalia; Rodentia; Muridae
Gene: Il23r
Product: interleukin 23 receptor
Molecular function (GO): protein binding
Source: RefSeq, a predicted model, not a curated record
CAGGCAGUGGGAAAGAAGACAGCACAGCCAGGAGGGCAGCUGCUUGAUUCUGAAGAGAGAAAGUAAUGCAAAUAAACGAAAAGAGAGAGAGAAAUGAGAGGCUUCUACUACAUUUGGGACAUGAGUCACCUCACACUUCAGCUGCAUGUGGUGAUAGCCCUUUAUGUGCUCUUCAGAUGGUGCCACGGAGGCAUCACAAGUAUAAACUGCUCUGGUGACAUGUGGGUUGAGCCUGGUGAAAUUUUUCAGAUGGGUAUGAAUGUUUCUAUAUAUUGCCAAGAAGCCCUUAAGCACUGCCGACCAAGGAAUCUUUACUUUUAUAAAAAUGGCUUCAAAGAAGAAUUUGAUAUCACAAGGAUUAAUAGAACAACAGCUCGGAUUUGGUAUAAAGACUUUUCGGAACCUCAUGCCUAUAUGCAUUGCACUGCUGAAUGUCCUGGUCAUUUUCAAGAGACACUUAUUUGUGGGAAAGACAUUUCCUCUGGACAUCCACCGGAUGCCCCCAGCAAUCUGACAUGUGUCAUUUAUGAAUACUCAGGCAACAUGACAUGCACCUGGAACACUGGGAAGCCUACCUACAUAGAUACCAAGCAUAUUGUGCAUGUGAAGAGUUUGGAGACAGAAGAAGAACAACAAUAUCUUGCCUCAAGCUAUGUUAACAUCUCCACUGACUCAUUGCAAGGCAGCAGGAAGUAUUUGGUAUGGGUCCAAGCUGUCAAUACCCUAGGCACGGAGAACUCACAACAACUACAGGUCCAUCUGGAUGAUAUAGUGAUACCUUCUGCGUCCAUCAUUUCCAGGGCUGAGACUACAAACGACACUGUACCCAAGACCAUAGUUUACUGGAAAAGCAAAACUAUCAUUGAGAAAGUAUUCUGUGAGAUGAGAUACAAAGCAACAACAAACCAAACGUGGAGUGUUAAAGAAUUUGACGCCAAUUUCACAUAUGUGCAGCAGUCAGAAUUCUACCUGGAGCCAAACAGCAAGUAUGUAUUUCAAGUGCGAUGUCAAGAAACUGGUAAAAGAAACUGGCAGCCUUGGAGUUCCCCCUUUGUCCACCAAACUUCCCAAGAAACUGGUAAAAGAAACUGGCAGCCUUGGAGUUCGCCCUUUGUCCACCAAACUUUCCAGACAGUUUCCCAGGUUACAGCAAAAUCAUCCCACGAACCUCAGAAGAUUGAGAUGCUCAGUGCUACAAUCUUCAGAGGACAUCCUGCUUCAGGUAAUCAUCAAGACAUUGGACUUUUGUCGGGAAUGGUCUUCUUGGCCAUCAUGUUGCCGAUUUUUUCUCUGAUUGGGAUAUUUAACAGAUCACUUCGAAUAGGAAUUAAAAGAAAAGUUUUACUGAUGAUCCCAAAGUGGCUUUAUGAAGAUAUUCCUAAUAUGGAAAAUAGCAAUGUUGCAAAAUUAUUACAGGAAAAAGGUGUAUUUGAGAAUGAUAAUGCCAGUGAGCAGGCCCUGUAUGUGGAUCCUGUCCUUACAGAGAUAAGUGAAAUCUCUCCCCUGGAACACAAACCCACAGAUUACAAAGAAGAAAGGCUCACAGGACUCCUUGAGACAAGAGACUGUCCUCUAGGAAUGCUGUCUACCAGUUCUUCUGUUGUGUAUAUUCCUGAUCUCAACACUGGAUACAAACCCCAGGUUUCAAAUGUUCCUCCUGGAGGAAACCAUUUCAUUAACAGAGAUGAAAGAGACCCUACAUCCCUUGAGACCACAGAUGACCACUUUGCCAGAUUGAAAACAUAUCCCAACUUCCAAUUUUCUGCUUCAAGUAUGGCUUUACUAAACAAAACACUAAUUCUUGAUGAAUUGUGCCUCGUUUUAAAUCAAGGAGAAUUCAAUUCUCUUGACAUAAAAAACUCAAGACAGGAGGAAACCAGCAUCAUUUUGCAAAAUGACUCACCCAGUGAAACUAUCCCAGCGCAGACUCUGCUGUCUGAUGAAUUUGUCUCCUGUUUGGCAAUUGGGAAUGAAGACUUGCCGUCUAUUAAUUCUUACUUUCCACAGAACGUUUUCGAAAGCCAUUUCAGUAGGAUUUCACUCUUGCAAAAGUAGACUAUGCCAUCAAAGUCAAGGUGAGAAGCUGCCUUUCCACUGCAAGCCAAAACUUCCCUCAAAAGAAGUAUAAGUACACUGCCAUGACUCCAGGAUGGAACUUACCUCACUGGCAAAACAAAGCAAAACAAAAACAAUGAGGCUGUGCUUGUAUGCUUGUUUGCUCAUUUGUUGGUUUUCAUCUCAUUUUAGUAUCCCCACUUGAGACAGGAGGUCACAAGCCCAAAUGGACUAACUCACUAUAUAUUUGAGGAUGGCUGGACUCCUGGUUUUCCUGCCUCUUCUUCCCAAGUGCUAGGAUUAAAGAUGUGUGCCACCAGGGCUAUUUCUUUCCUACUUCUGUCAUUAAAUGGUACAGUACAGCUCAGUUUGUACAAAGGAUAAAUCGUGCAGAAUGCAUAGUAGUGAAAUAAAUGUAGAAAAUGGGUCAUU